This is a messenger RNA of Phaeoacremonium minimum UCRPA7, 900 nucleotides long. Its product is annotated as putative pectate lyase protein. Gene Ontology annotation, molecular function: pectate lyase activity. NCBI's taxonomy places the organism in Eukaryota, Fungi, Ascomycota, Sordariomycetes, Togniniales, Togniniaceae. The transcript has 5 exons. Bases 1 to 900 code for a protein of 299 amino acids. The record is from RefSeq and is a predicted model, not a curated record.
AUGCAGAAACGAGCCACAGUCACUGAUGCUUGUGAUGUUGGUUUCGGUACCCAGAACGGCGGAACCACUGGUGGCGCUGGUGGCGCGACUACCACCGUUUCGACGCUCGCGCAGUUCACUGCUGCGGCAACUUCUGAUGACGACUUGGUCAUUGUUGUAAGCGGUGCCAUCUCCGGGGCGACCAAGGUCAGAGUCGCGUCGAAUAAGUCCAUUAUUGGCGCUGCCGGCAGCUCUCUAACCGGCGUUGGCUUGUACAUCAACAAGGUCUCCAACGUCAUUGUGCGCAACAUGAAGAUCAGCAAGGUCGAGGCGGACAAUGGCGACGCUAUUGGCAUCCAAGCUUCGUCAAAUGUCUGGGUCGACCACUGCGAUCUUUCGAGCGAUUUGGAUCAUGACAAAGACUUCUAUGAUGGUCUCUGCGAUGUAACUCAUGCUAGUGAAUAUGUCACGAUCUCGAACACUUUCUUCCAUGACCACUUCAAAGCAUCUCUUGUCGGCCACUCAGACAGCAACGGCGAUGAGGACACCGGCCACUUACACGUCACCUACGCCAACAACCACUGGAGCAACAUCAACAGCCGUGGACCUUCGUUCCGAUUCGGCACUGGCCACAUCUUCAACUCCUUCUACACCGAGAUGGGCACUGGCAUCAACACGCGAAUGGGAGCCCAGCUGCUUAUCGAGUCCACAGUGUUCGAGAGCUCUGGCACAAAGGCGAUCGAGACCGCAGACAGCGAUGAAGAUGGCUUUGCGGUUGUCAACGAUGUGGACCUUGGCGGCUCCACCAACACCGCACCCGAGGGCACCCUGACCAGCGUGCCGUACGAGUACACACUGCUCGGUUCGGCUAAUGUCAAGAGUGCUGUCACUGCCAGCGCAGGCCAGACUCUGACUUUCUAA